This is a messenger RNA of Dermatophagoides farinae (American house dust mite), 1034 nucleotides long. RefSeq names its product LIM domain only protein 3. The record is from RefSeq and is a predicted model, not a curated record. Gene Ontology annotation, biological process: positive regulation of transcription by RNA polymerase II. Gene Ontology annotation, molecular function: transcription coactivator activity; DNA-binding transcription factor binding. Gene Ontology annotation, cellular component: nucleus. Lineage: Eukaryota; Metazoa; Arthropoda; Arachnida; Sarcoptiformes; Pyroglyphidae.
AAAAAAAAGUGAACAGCCAGAAUCUCAUUGGCCAUAGAACAUCUAACCCAGUUCGUUAUAAAGCAGAUCGUAUUGGAAAUUUUUACGCGCGCCAAACGUUAUUUAUUGUUUAUAUCAUAUUAUUAUUCAUUCUAUUCAAUUUAUUCUUGUAUUUUGGUGAUUUAAUUUGUUUUUUUUCUGCAAAAAAAAAUGGCUGGUAAUAGUAAACAGAAACAAGUGUCACGAUCGGUUAAUAUUGUUAACAAUAAUACGACACAAUCAUCAUCAUCUACACCAGCUGAAUGUUUUAAUUGUCAUAAACCAAUACGUGAACGAUAUCUACUCAAAGCAUUGGAUCAAUAUUGGCAUGAAGAUUGUCUUAAAUGUUCUUGCUGUGAUUGUCGACUUGGUGAAGUUGGAUCAACAUUAUUCACUAAAGCAAAUCUAAUUCUAUGUAAACGAGAUUAUCUAAGAUUAUUUGGCAACACUGGUUUUUGUUCAGCAUGUAAUAAAACAAUACCCGGUUUUGAGAUGGUCAUGAGAGCUAAAUCCAAUGUUUAUCAUUUGGAAUGUUUUUCCUGUUUUCAAUGUCAUCAAAAAUUCUGUGUUGGUGAUCGAUUCUAUUUAUAUGAGAAUAAAAUUCUAUGCGAAUAUGAUUAUGAAGAAAGAAUGUUAUUUGCCAAUCUAUCACGAAGUAAUCAUUUAAAUGAUUUAAUGCAACGGCAUCAACAGCAAACGAUUCAAUCAUCAUCAUCAUUACAGCCAACAUCGACAACAUCUCAUCAUCAACAACAACAACUACAACAAGCUCAUCCUUAUCAUAAUAAUAAUAUGAAUAUUACACACAAUCAUCAUCAUCAACAGCCACCACCACCACCACCGCAACAACAACAACAACACCCUAACAAAAUGGAUGGUGAAUUAUGUGAUGCAAGUAGCGGUUACGGAAGUGGAGAUUCACCAUUCGAUCAUUGAUAUGGUUGUAUUAUUCAAAAUUCUCUUUUCUUAAUGCUAUGCACAAUCAUCAAAAAUUUUUUUUCAAUUACUAAAGUUGU